GUCGAGCGUCGGGAUCGGUGGCGGGAGCAGCAACACACAGCGCCUGCCUGCCUUCCUCUCAGCGAGCAGCUCUUCUUGACAAAGCUCCUCCAGCUUUCGGCCUGCCUGCUUCCCCGCUUGCUCGGCGCCGGCUCUCGAGGGCGGGAGGAGCCGAAGAAGGAAGGCACCUCCGGAAACUGUGGAAUGUUGUGAAGACCUUACCAGCUCCACAAUCAUAGACAGAAUACGUUUGGGACUAUUCUCUGUUGGAGUCUAUACUUCAUCUGUCAAAGCAUUGAAUUUUUGCUGGAUCUGUAACCUGCCUUGAGUUCCCUCCGAGGUUGAGAAAGGAGAGCGUUUCCACGUCUUCCACAAUGAAUCCUGUUUACAGCCCCGUUCAACCUGGGGCUCCCUACGGAAACCCUAAGAACAUGGCCUAUACAGGUUACCCAGCAGGAUACCCCACAGCUGCCCCUACCUACAACCCAAAUAUGUACCAGACCACCAGCCCCGGCUAUGCUCCAGCGACGCUUCUGAUGAAACAGGCCUGGCCUCAGACAUCGUCCUCUUGUGCCACGGAGGGUACCUUUCACCUCCCAGUGGACACUGGGACCGAGAACAGGACUUACCAAGCUUCAUCAGCCGCAUUCAGGUAUACUGCUGGAACACCCUACAAGGUCCCUCCUACCCAGAGUAACAGUGCACCUCCUCCAUAUUCUCCAUCUCCAAAUCCUUACCAAACUGCUAUGUACCCUAUCCGAAGUGCCUAUCCACAGCAGAACCUAUAUGCCCAGGGAGCGUAUUACACACAGCCGGUGUAUGCAGCGCAGCCUCAUGUCAUCCAUCACACCACCGUGGUCCAGCCAAACAGCAUCCCAUCUGCUAUUUAUCCUGCCCCCGUGGCUGCCCAGAGGACUAACGGCGUGACCAUGGGGAUGGUAGCUGGGACCACCAUGGCAAUGUCAGCAGGCACUCUGUUGACCACUCCUCAGCACACUGCAAUUGGAGCACAUCCCGUCUCGGUGCCAACGUACAGGGCUCAAGGGACCCCUGCCUACAGCUAUGUACCUCCCCACUGGUAAUCUCAUUAGCCAAUCCACAUCUGGAGUCAAACAUUGUAUGCAACAACUCAAGUCUUACAUCGGUGCUGGAGCAGCGGUCCCAAGGCACCAAGUCUGUUAGCAAGAACACACAAAGUACAAAGGGUCACUUGAUGCAUUCUUAAGGGUUUUCGUUUUCUAAAAAGCUUGCUUCAGUUAAUCUUGGGUUUUCUUUCUUUGUUUGUUUUUAAAAAAGCCACUUUCCUACCCUUGGGCCCAAGCUCUUGCCUCCUUUUGCUUCUUCCUCCACACCACCUCCCUGGGAAUGGUUUCAUGCUGCUGCAGAUGCUAAGCAAUACUCACGCUUCUCUGUUUCACACCUUCCCCUUCAUUCCUCAACUCAAGGGUUGCAGAUGUCUUCUGAUGCUACCCAUUUCAUUCCUAGAGUCCAUUUUGGUUUUACAAGCAAGAAUGAUUGAUGUUCAGGGUUUGAGAGGGAGGAGGAGAAGAAAAAGCACAGCGCUGGCAGGCGUGUCUUGUCCCCAUUACGCUUUCAUUAAUAUCAUUCUACCUGUCUCUGUCUCUAUGUAUGUUCGAUUAUUUCAUCUUCCAUUAUGCGAUAUGAAAAAAUUGGUGUCUUCCAGAUAGAUGUCGGAAUUAGAUUUACAGUUCAUUAUCUGUGCUGACGGGUGGAACUUGUCCCCCUUUUCUUUUUUGUAUAGGAAUAAGCAGAGGAAGGGAUGACACAAAUCAAGCAGGAGCAGGAGAGCUGCUAGUCAGCUAGAGGUUUUGCUUGUGUGUAUUUUUACAUUGUUGUGGUGUUUGUGCAUACUCUACCCAUACACAUCAUACAAGAAAAGCCUGAUGAGGGUGCAUGCUAGCAGGGGAUAUCACAUUGACAAGAGCCAUUCUCUUGCUUUUAUAGGAAUUUAACUUUUUCCAAACUUGAAAGGUUUUGCGAAAGUUGAGGAGCAGUCAGUCAAGAGCAGAAAGGAAUGCUACAGGCAAACACAGCAACUGCAACAAGAAGGAAAGAUUUUUGAGUCUGAAAGAUGUCAGAUUUGACCAGUUGCUUACAUAGAAUGAAAGAUAGCAAAUGGCUUCUGAUGGCUAGUUUCAUGGACAGGUCGCUCUACCAAAUUGCAAGUUCAGUAAAGUGUCCGAGAAGUCCCCUAUAAUAAAAUGUACCCUUUUCUGAUGCCUGCUGAAACCUUUUUAGGCUUUGGUUCCAUUUAGCAGCUCACUCGCACUUUUGUUCCAUAGUUUUUGCUUGCAGCAAACUUUCUUUCCAUUCUCCAGAGUCAUAUUACUGACAUACCAACCAGUUUGCUUUUGUGAAAUGGUCCAAAUCUGCAGGAAGACCCCUGAAGAUUCAGGAGCAGAGUGUCCACACCUUCUUUUUGGAGCAAAUGGAGAUACUUUGGCAUUGAUGGAAGUUACCGGGCCAGUUUGUUUGAAAUACAGCCCAAGUCAGUGGGGAAGGGAUGGUCUCCUAUCUAGGAAGGAGGCCUUGGGCAAAAGACAGAAAAGUGAGAAAGACUAUAUUGCAAAUAAGGUUAAGGUGUGCAGAUUUGGGACAACCCAAUCUGGAGGCUGCUUUCCAGGAUUAGACAAAGUGAGGUUCAGCUGACAAUAGCCAGGGCUGAAAAGAUUGUAGAGAAGAUGUUUAUAUAUUGAGACGUCCUGCUGGUGUUGUAAGAUCAGAUUUGCCGUGAUUUCCAUUGAAAGUCAAGGUAAAGUUGAAUUAGUCCCUACUCUCCCUUCAUUGUUCCUUUAAUGACUUCCUUACAGUGUCUUUCAAUGUCCUCCUUCCAACAGGCAGGUAUUUCCAAUGUUUCUGUGAGUUUCCAGGUUUGGAUUCUUUAUGCUAUGUGUGUGUGUUAUUUUAGGCAUUGUUUGGGGUCUUCUUCUUCAUUUCUUGGGUUUUAUUUUUGGAAGGACUUGUAGGGUGUUGCAAAAUUAAGAAAUUCACCUGGGAGCGGAGUCUGGACUCUUGGGGAAAGGGCUUGUCAAUGGAGAGAUCUCUUUAGCUUUGCACCAUUUUCCUUUGAUGCUCUGAAGAUCCUCUUCGACAGGUUCUGCACUUGGACAAAUUCUGAUAAAAGGCGCCUGAAAAGAGUUGUAAUUGGACUUCAGGAGAGACUUUCCAAGACAUUCGAGAGGUAACUGGCCCAUCAAUCAAUCAGUCAGUCAAAGGUCUUUUCUAGAAGGAAGGUGGAAUUGAAAACUGCUAGAAGGAUGGUGAGAUGGAGCUGAAAUAGCAUCAAAUGGGGAUACAAUCUGGUAUUUUCCCCAUAUUUUAGAUAAAUGAGUUGCUGGUGUCAGUGUGAUGCUAAAGAGAUAGAUUCCAAUGGUAGUGGAAGCAAAGAUGGUAUUUGAAAUGGUACUGGAGGGUCCAAAGUCAUCUUCAGAAUCACACUGCCAGUUUGCACGUUUGAUAGGGCAGGAAAGCUGAGUUUGAAAGGAAAGAGCCGAGAGACCAGACUGGAGAGUCCAAAAAGAGCAGGUUGUAAUAGGGGAAGAUUAGGACCAUUUUGAGAUCAUGUUUGUUCCAAUCCUUCUUGGGUCUUCUGGCCUGGAAAUUAGAAGCAAUCAUGGAAAUAGUUGUGGGGCAUCAUCAUUUUGAAGAGCAACAUGGAUGAAAUUUAUCUAUCUAUCUAUCUAUCUAUCUCUGGGCUAAUUCUGGCUCCAUAGUUUGGUUCUCAUCACAUUGUCCUCGAGAUAUGUUUAAAGGAAUUCUUAGAAGUGUCCGGUUUUGGAAGGUGAUGUCAGGGCUGGAAAGCUGCUUACUCUUUGGACAAAGAGAUCUGUUUUCCUAUUUACUUUGUGCGCAUGUAGACCAUUUCAGUAAGGUGAACCUGUAAGAGCUGUCAGGCCGAGAAAGAGCCACCUGAAUAUUGAUCAUUAUUUCUAGAGCAUUUCCUGUGUGGAAAAGUGGCUUUUUACCAUUUAGUGACCACCCAGAAGUCAGGGAAAGAUGAACAGUAGAAGGUUGUCCAAGUGGAGGACUGUUGUAGUUGGCAUGUGCUAUGACUGUGUUCCCUUCCCCAUGUGAUUGAUGUUUGUAAAAGGCUGAAAACCCAUCAGAGAGCUGUAUUCCACUCUCUGACCCCAUAAAUUGCUCCAGUUCUGUGCAGGUCACUUUCACAGGGGAUGGAUUUUCACCAUUAAGAGAAAAACCCUUUUUUCUCCUCUUAAGUUGGCCACCUUCUCUUGGAAGUACCUCCCAAAUAGACCAACUUGCCAAGAUUAUCCUAAUUCAGGCAUAGGAAUUUCAGCUUUGAAGUACCAUAUAUACUCAUGUAUAAGCCGACCUUAUGUAUAAGUCAAGGGCAGAUUUUGGAGCCAAAUUUAUAGCUUUUGAUAUGACCUAUGGACAAGUCGAAGGUCUGUCACAGAGAUGGGAAAAUACUAAUGCCCCUUUCCUUAUCUAGACAUUUUUAAAAAACCAUCAAUGGAGAGAAGGACCAGUGUUUCUUUCAGGUUCUCCUGGGAUGGUCCAAGCUCUUGCCUUCCACCGCUCUGCUCAGUUGAUAAAAGUUAAGGUACAAUAUUUACACUGAUCCAGGUUUUUUGGGAGGGUUGAUUUUUUUGUCAAAAAUUUAUAGACUUAUUCGUGAGUAUAUAGGGUAAUUGGCACCCAGUGUUUAAGGAUGCAAGUCAUUCUCAAGAGCUCUAUUUGUAUAUAGCUGUAUAAAGUGUAUACUGUACUUUUAAAUUUGACUGUAAAGCAUCUCGGCAAAAGAAAAGCUGAGGAGUAACUGGGGUGCAAUGUAUUUGGGGGGGGGGCAUUUUGAAUGGCCCCAACAUGACGUAUGCAGUGAAACCAGAGUCAGAUGCAGAAAAGCUAGGAGUGUGUUGCCUUCUUUAUGUUUUUGGCUGCUGCUUCUGCACCUCUUGCUGUAUCAUCUUCAUUCGUGUUUACAUUUUGGGACGCCAUUGUCAUUCACCCACGGAGACCCGACCUCUCUCUGCCCUUCCUUACCCACCUCGUUGCUCUCCUUCUGUGCAGGAUACCCUCACCUUAAAACCAUGGGCUGUAAAGCAAGUCUUGGGGUUGGGGAGGGGGGAGAAAACCUUGAAAAGAAUGCAUAUUAAUCAUUGUCCUGGCCCAGAACCACAUCCACGACCUUCGGAGGUGCCUCCCAGCCACAACUCCAGGAAAACCGAACUGUGUGUACGAGUAUUUGCUCCUGUAUUUGAUGAACCAUGAUAACCUAGUCGAUCCUUUUUUUGUUUGUUCUUUUGCAGUUCAGACAUGUAAUUUAAAAGACGCUUUUUACCAUAAGUGUUAUUUAAGUUUUUGUUUUUUAAUGAUUGAUGUUUAUUAUUAUUAUUACUAUUCUUCACUAGAGGAACUUUAUGGUUGAACUGGUUGGAGCUACAGGGAGCGCUUCAGAACACAAGUCUGCGGGCUUUCGCCAGGACCUGCUCUCCCGACCGGCGGUUGGUUGUGUUGUUGCAUUUAAGUAAAGACACCACUAAUAAAUCCUAAGUGGAUCAAGACACAAUCACCUCAACUGAGAUAGACAAGGGUUAGGAAUGUUGGGAAUGGAAGAGCCGUUGAGCUCUAAUCACCUUCUUUUAUGAGGUAAAUUCCCAUUAAAAUAGCAGAGUAAAGAAUUGCAGCAGCGUGAAACUUACACGGGUGUGAGUUUGGAAGGCCUCUGUGUAUUCAGGAAGGUAAAGGGAUACAAAGUUAGCUCUAAAGUUUAAAAGCAUUUAUUGAGGUAAAAAGAAAUCCAUUGAUGGAUAGAAAAGGUUAGGACCUAACUAGCUAAUCUAUCCUGUUCUAAUACACAUAGAGGGAUUAAAAUAACAAAGCUCUAGAUAUGCUACAUCUUGGCUAUUAGAGGACAGAGGUGCGUCCUCUCUGGAAUGGCGACCAAGCCUCGUGGGUUGCCUCUUCUCUAGGGCCAUAAACAUUCCAAAGGACCAAAUUGGGGAAGUUACGUCAAAGCCCUAGAGAGAUCACAUUUCUAGAAACAUCAAAGGGUGGGCUGACCUAAAUAGGACGGGAAGCAGGAAACAAUGGUGAAUCCUAUCUAGGCAUGCUUUGGAAAUGGGGAAAGGAUUCACUCAAUCUAUCUCUAUCAUCUAUCUGACUACAUGUAGACUUGAGUAGUCCAGGAUGAAUCCCAACAAGGAAGACCACCUUUCUGUGGCAGUUGCAGGGACCAGGCUGUGGCUGUAAUGGUGGACAACCAAACAGGCUUUGGUGAGGUUAAGAUUCAGAGGUGUAGCCAUAGUCAUAGAACCAUAGCGUUAGAAAAGACCACGAGGAUCAUCGAGUUGCACCCUUGCCAUGCAGGAACACAGAAAGUACCCACCUUUGUGAAGUUCUUCCUAAUGUUCAAGUGCAAUCUCUUUUCCUGCCAUUUGAAUCCAUUGCUCCAUGUCUCCAGAGGAGCAGAAAACAAGCUUGCCCCAACCUCAACGUGACAUCCUUUCACAUAUUUAAAUAUAUCUCUUACGUCUUCUCUCAGAUUGACUUCCAGAAUUUUAACCAUUUUGGUGGCACCUUCCAGCUUAUCCAUAUCCUCCUUGAAUUGUGAGGCCAAGGCAGAAUAAGAGUGGGACUAUCUCAAAUAGGGUGCAGCCCCCAUAUCCAAAGAUGAUAGGACCCCAAACCUCACUUGGAUGUGCAAAACCAUAGGUAAUAGCGAACCCGAUUGAAGGGAGUGCCUUCUGGCACAAAAAUAGUAUAAAGUCACCCUUGAGGGCCUGUAAGAUGCAAAGAGGGCAUGUUCUGUUGGAUGUGGAUAAAUGAAACUGGUCACUUGGAAACAAGAAUCACCCUGUAUCCAGGGUUGUUGUAUGUCUUUCGGGCUGUAUGGCCAUGUUCCAGAAGUAUUCUCUCCUGACGUUUCGCCCACAUCUAUGGCAGGCAUCCUCAGAGGUGUGAGGCAUGGAUAAACUAGGCAAGGAAAGGAAAAAAUAUAUAUCUGUGGAGAGUCCUUUGUCAGUUGGAAGCCAGCAUUAAUGUGGAGAGUCCAGGGUGUGACAAGAGUCCUUUGUCAGUUGGAAGCCAGCAUUAAUGUUUCAGUUAAUCACCCUAAUUAGCAUUGGAAAGGACCACCAAACGCAGGAUUGCCCAAACAAGAGUCAAAGAACAUGAAAGGCACUGCAGACUAAUUCAACCAGAGAAAUCAGCCAUAGCAGAGCACUUGAUGAACCAGCCUGGACACAGGAUAUUAUUUGAGAACACAGAAAUGCUGGACCAUAGAAUCAUAGAAUCAUAGAAUAGUAGAGUUGGAAGAGACCACAUGGGCCAUCUAGUCCAACCCCCUGCUAAGAAGCAGGAAAUCGCAUUCAAAGCACCCCCGACAGAUGGCCAUCCAGCCUCUGCUUAAAAGCCUCCAAGGAAGGAGCCUCCACCACAGCCCGGGGGAGAGUGUUCCACUGUCGAACAGCCCUCACAGUGAGGAAGUUCUUCCUGAUGUUCAGGUGGAAUCUCCUUUCCUGUAGUUUGAAGCCCUUGUUCCAUUGUGUCCUAGUCUGCAGGGCAGCAGAAAACAAGCUUGCUCCUUCCUCCCUAUGACUUCCCUUCACGUAUUUGUACAUGGCUAUCAUGUCUCCUCUCAGCCUUCUCUUCUGCAGGCUAAACAUGCCCAGCUCUUUAAGCCUCUCCUCAUAGGGCUUGUUCUCCAGACCCUUAAUCAUUUUAGUCGCCCUCCUCUGGACGCUUUCCAGCUUGUCAACAUCUCCCUUCAACUGUGGUGCCCAAAAUUGGACACAGUGUGAUUCCAGGUGUGGUCUGACCAAGGCAGAAUAGAAUAAGGGGGAGCAUAACUUCCCUGGAUCUAGACGCUAUUCCCCUAUUGAUGCAGGCCAGAAUCCCGUUGGCUUUUUUAGCUGCUGCAUCACAUUGUUGGCUCAUGUUUAACUUGUUGUCCACAAGGACUCCAAGGUCUUUUUCGCACACACUGCUGUCAAGCCAGGCGUCCCCCAUUCUGUAUCUUUGAUUUCCAUUUUUUCUGUGAAGUGAAGUAUCUUGCAUUUGUCCCUGUUGAACUUCAUUUUGUUAGUUUUGGCCCAUCUCUCUAGUCUGUCAAGAUCGUUUUGAAUUCUGCUCCUGUCUUCUGGAAUGUUAGCUCUCCCUCCCAGUUUUGUGUCGUCUGCAAACUUGAUGAUCGUGCCUUCUAACCCUUCGUCUAAGUCGUUAAUAAAGAUGUUGAACAGAACCGGGCCCAGGACGGAGCCCUGCUUGUGGCACUCCACUUGUCACUUCUUUCCAUGAUGAAGAUGACGCAUUAGUGAGCACCCUUUGGGUUCGUUCGCUUAGCCAAUUGCAGAUCCACCUAACCGUAGUUUUGUCUAGCCCACAUUUUACUAGUUUAUUUGCCAGAAGGUCGUGGGGGACUUUGUCGAAGGCCUUACUGAAAUCCAGGUACGCGACAUCCACAGCAUUCCCUGUAUCGACCCAACUCGUAACUCUAUCGAAAAAAGAGAUCAGAUUAGUCUGGCAUGACUUGUUUUUGGUAAAGUCAACAACUAUCAUGUCAGACUACACAGAGAACCAUUGAAAUCCACAAGCAUGUGGACAACUUCAUCAGAAAGGAGGAAACCAUGAAAAUGAACAAAAUCUGGCUACCAGUAUUUAAAAAACUCUAAAAUCAAAGCAGUAGAUGGGAAGCAACACUCUGAGGGCAGAGGAGCCCCAAGGACAGCUAAUGACUGAACAAAGGAUGCCCCCCAGGCAAGAGACAAACCUUUCCAAUGCUAAUUAGGGUGAUUAACUGAAACAUUAAUGCUUGCUUCCAACUGACAAAGGACUCUUGUCACACCCUGGACUCUCCACAGAUAUAUAUUCAUUCCUUUCCUUACUUAGUUUAUCCAUACCUCACAACUUCUGAGGAUGCCUGCCACAGAUAUGGGCGAAACGUCAGGAGAGAAUACUUCUGGAACAUGGCCACACAGCCCGAAAGACAUACAACAACCCUGUGAUCCCGGCCAUGAAAGCCUUCGACAACACACCCUGUAUCCAUUUGUCAAGGGAUCUUGAAGCACCUUAGAAAUUAACCUGAGAGAACAACAUUGGUAGUCUAAGCUUUCAUAAACUCUGUUUAACCCUUCUGACAUGCAUCAAAAGUGACAUGGGGGAAAUAAUGGAUCUCAUUUGACUUUGAAGGCCAGCUGAUCUAUUUUGGCAUGAUCUUUUUGUGGAUAUCGAUCCAUUCCUUCGCAUUCCCUGAUGGGUCCAGGCUUUAAGGUGCUUCCACCUCCUCCUUUCCUUUUGAUGCCGUGACAGACUAACACAGAUAUCCUUUGGAAAAGGCACUCCACACGGCCCUCUAAAUCUACUUGUUUUAGACCCAGGCAAUUCCUUGCAUUUGCUUUAGUAUAAGAGAUCGUUUUCCCUUUGUACCUUUUUGUAAGCCUUUUAAAGAAAACACAUACAAAAACAGAACUGUAAGCUAGACAAUAGCCUCUUCGAAGGAGAAAUAGGGAACAAACCCACCAGCUUAAAUGAAGCAAUAAGGACCAUAAAGUGUCACACAAGGAUCAUCCUUUGCCAUUUGUUUGAUGGGUUUUAAGGGGCCUUUCUACAUCCCCUGGCCAGGGUUUUGUGGGGCCAUUCAUAUCGCUUUGAAUUUGGUGUUGACAUCCUGAUGAAACAAAAUGCAGUUGGGAGGAUUGUGUCUGCCCUUCACUUAGUGUUUUGGCAAGCCCUUGUUCGCAGCAGUGACCCACUGAGUCGCACAACGUGGUUUGGAUGUGGCAUCUGUUCUCUGCCAUGUGCUCUGGAGGUGGGCUGAGAUCCUUUUAAUCCUCCCCAAUCAGUCCCAUUUGUGGCAAAAUCAUUUUCAAUAUAUCCUUCUGCUAAGAGCUUGGGUCCCGUACCAGGAAGAAUGGAUGGAAACUAAAUAGAGAAAUACAUAAAAUAGCUACCGUGUUUCCCCGAAAAUAUGACAGUGUCUUAUAUUAAUUUUUGCUCCCAAAGAUGUGCUAGGUCUUAUUUUCAGGGGAUGUCUUAUUUUUCAAUGAAGAAAAAUUCACAUUUAUUGUUGAACAAAAAAAAAAGAACACUUAUUAUAUACUAUACAAGUAGUUGUCAUCACAAACCAACAUAACCAGACAAACUGAAUCCUAUCAAGAAUUCCUUGUUACUACCAUUAUUUACAUGUACAACACACUAUGGUACGUACAUUUACCAAUUCUGCAUGCUCUGGUGUUUUGUUUGGCAGGCACCGGGCAUGCUUCCAAACAAAAACAUUGCUAGGUCUUACUUUCGGGGGAGGCAUUAUAUUUAGCAAUUCAGCAAAACCUCUACUAGGUCUUAUUUUCCGGGGAUGUCUUAUUUUUGGGGAAACAGGGUAAGGGGGGUUUGCACAGGAUGGAAUACCCUCUUUUAACCUCACAACUCUCUAAGGCAAGAAUCCCAGUGGUAAGAAGGGACCCCAAAGGCCAUCCAGUCCAACCCCAUGCUGCCAAGAAAGAAGACGCAACACACAACCUUUUGGCAGAUGACCAUCCAGCCUUUGCUUUAAAACCCUUUCACACAGACUGACAUCGGUACAUUUAUCACUUAUAUCUAUCCAUUUUAUUAUUAUUUUUCCUGUUUACAUUUCUUCCUGUUGAAAUUCAUUUUGUUAAGUUUUGGCCCAGCUCUCUAUCCGUUACGAUCAUUUUGAAUUCUGAGACUCCAGGGAUGUCUACAUUGACUGUUUAAUGCAGUUUUAAGCUGGUAUGGGAAAAAAAGUGGUUUCCGUGUGCAGAUGAUUGCAUAAGAAUUCUAGAAAACCAGUUGGGGAUGACACAAACCACAAAUGUGCAUUAAGGGCUUUCUUUCGCACACUUUUGUGGGAGUUCGUUGUCUGGACGCCGCAGUUUGAAGCUGGCUUUGAACUGCAUUAAAUGGUCAGUGUAGAUGCAUUACAUUCUCCCUACCUGUUACCCAGAGCUGGAAGUUACAAUUCCCUUUGGCUUUUGGGAGUUUCAGUCCAAAAAACUUUAUUUCCUCAAGCCUUUCUUGUGCAUUUCCCUCCAUUUUGAAGUAUCGUUUGCUUUCCACAAAAUGCAAAAUAUGGCUAUCA
Anolis carolinensis (green anole) is the source of this 11056-nucleotide messenger RNA. It is a transcript of the gene fam168a, whose product is annotated as family with sequence similarity 168 member A. The transcript is spliced from 10 exons. NCBI's taxonomy places the organism in Eukaryota, Metazoa, Chordata, Lepidosauria, Squamata, Anolidae. Gene Ontology annotation, biological process: positive regulation of base-excision repair. The coding region runs from base 354 to 1061 and encodes 235 amino acids. The record is from RefSeq and is a predicted model, not a curated record.